AUACCUUUUUGGCAGAAAAUAUGAUAGACGAAGAAGCGUUUAUGUUACUUAACGAAAGCGUUUUAAAAGAAAUGAACUUGCCAGUUGGGCAACGCAUCAAGCUGCAGAAAAAAUUACAAGAACUUCAGACUGCUGAAAGGGGGGGCACAGAAUGUGUUGUUUUGGCAUCUUCAACUCCUUCAACUUCCAAAAGAGGAGAUGACACGAAACUGCAAACCACCAAGAGACCUCUAAAUGUAACCUUAAAUACCGAAAUACUUGGAGACACAAACUGCGCUCGACAUGUUAAAAAAUCCAAGCAUGACUUUAAUGUCAGAUCAAUUCUGAAAGGCAGUACAGAAGGUGAUGCCAUCCUGACAGAACUUGAUAGAGGCGAAUUGAGCAGGAAAAAGAGGAUCAAAAUGGUCCAGAUACUUGUUGCUGAUAUUAUUGCAAAUUAUGGAGACAGGCCAACAGCAGAGGUGAAGAUCAGCAUGGCAAGAGAAAUAAUAACAGAAUUCCCUGUUUUAAAGGAUGACGAAGGUUGUGGCUAUGAAGCAUGGUACACACCUGGGAAAGGUAUACACUCCGCCACUGGUUGGCUGGAAGAAAGGCUAAGAAAUGUACGAAAACGCAGCAAUGAACACAACCCAAUUAGACAACCAAAAAUCUCUACACCUUCAAAUCUAAUAAGUUCAGUAACAGCAUUGCCAGAAUCCACUACAACCGAAAAUGAGCACUUAGGAAUGAAAGAGUGGCUGAAACAACAUACUGAACCAGUCUCAACUGUAAAUGCAUACAUGAAGAGGACUGUUCUUAAUCGAGCUAAGUGGAUUAGGGAGAACUCAGAAUUACCUAUACGUGGCAUUAUACUCGAAUAUCCCAGACUGUUUGACACGCCAGGCAUGGUAAAUCAUGUACUGUAGUACGAUAAUUAUAUAUUAUUAUGUAACAUAAAUGAGCAAGUGCAAAAUGUAUUCAAAUGUGGUAUCAGUUAUUACU
Messenger RNA from Dendronephthya gigantea, 981 nucleotides. RefSeq lists its product as uncharacterized. Bases 21 to 905 code for a protein of 294 amino acids. The record is from RefSeq and is a predicted model, not a curated record. The transcript has 6 exons. Lineage: Eukaryota; Metazoa; Cnidaria; Anthozoa; Malacalcyonacea; Nephtheidae.